Messenger RNA from Perca fluviatilis (European perch), 8852 nucleotides. RefSeq names its product ankyrin repeat domain-containing protein 26 (gene aard). Gene Ontology annotation, molecular function: protein binding. Lineage: Eukaryota; Metazoa; Chordata; Actinopteri; Perciformes; Percidae. The record is from RefSeq and is a predicted model, not a curated record.
CACAUGCUUGCGUGAAUUAGCCGUGACCUCCUUUGUAUUUGUCUUUAAGCUAUCGUCCUUAGUCACUUUAACCGUUACCCAUCUGGGCUUUGAUUUUAGCGUUUGCUAAUUAGCAUUGAGUUAGCAGGGUUAAGUAUGUUUCCACCUAGGUUAGCAGUAGCUAACGACUCCUGCACGCGUGGAAACAAAACACAAGUGUCCUAGAACCGAACCGAGUCUUGCAAAUUAUGUUAAGUUAGCUGUAGCGACUGUCCCCGCUGUGCUCGUCUCUGCUACAAAUCCAGUUUAAAUGUGGCGGUUUGCAUUUGUGAAGUCACGACGUGGGAGGCGCAGCACUGAGCCAACUGAGGCUAGGUUGCCAGGCAACAAAUAAUCCAGAAAAUAAGCAUCGUUUUUUUAUUUUACACUAACGUUUAUCAAAACGUAAUCUUUUAUAUGAUAUAAGUAUAUGUAGCAGUGUGUAUUACAUAAUAGCACUAAAACAGUAAGGUUACAGAAUUCUCAACUGGUACCUCUUAACGUUACGUUAGCAUAACGUUACCAUUUGUACAGUCAGUUACCAUGGUAACAGUCCACAAGAUAUAGCUAACGCUAGCUAAGUCCAUAUAACUAGCCAUAACUAGCUAGCUAGCUAAACAACGAGAAGUAACGGUCGGUCAUGUUCGGUUCUGUGCAUCGUAAUCGCAUCAAAAUCGUACUAAUGAAACGCUAACACGCUUUGGUGCUAGCUAGCUAAAUAACUCCGAGGGCGUCCUGCUUUAAGAAAUGGGAGAGCCGCCUGUGGUGAUCCUCCAGCACCUGGUGAGUGGCAGGUAGUGACGGUGCAAAGGCAGUGUUGUGCUUUCGUGUACAAUGAAGAAGAUAUUCAGCUUUACUAAGAAAAAGAAACAGCCGUCGGGUACUCCUGACAAUGGGAGUGUGCUUUCUGUUGGCUAUGAACUGAAAGAAAAGGACCUCGGGAAGGUUCACAAGGCUGCCUCAGUGGGAGAUUUGGCAAAGUUGAAGCAGCUUGCUAAAAAGAAUGAUAUCAAUCAACUUGACAAGGAGAACAGAACUGCACUUCAUAUUGCUUGCGCCAUUGGACAUGUUGAGGUGGUGCAAUUCCUCGUUGAGAGCAAAGCCAAGCUUAACCUAUGUGACAAUCAAAAUAGAUCCGCCUUAAUGAAGGCAGUGCAAUGCCAGCAUGAGCGCUGUGUGAGCAUACUGGUGGAGAAUCAUGCCGAGCCUAACCUGGUGGAUAUCAAUGGUAAUACAGCCCUACAUUUAGCAGCAAAUAUCCCAUCCAUUUCCACUACUGUCCUGUUGCUGGAGCAUGGGGCUGACAUCAAUGCUCAAAAUAAGGAGGGAUUCACACCCUUGACUGUGUCAGUCCGUGAGGACCAUAUCGAGAUGGCUGAGUUUCUCCUAAAGGAGGGUGCUAGUGUGAAUUUUAUGGACCAAAGCCAAAGGUCCCCAUUAAUGAUAGCUGCUGGGAAUGGACAAAUCAGUAUGUUGCGGCUGCUCUUGCGGUUUGACGCAGAUAUCACACUAAAGGAUACCAAAGGAUGGUCAGCUGAUGACUAUGCAGUGAUGAAUGGGCAUCAUCCUUGUUCUCUCCUCAUCAUUGAGCACAGUACCCAGAGGAAUGAUGGGCCCUCCCUAUCAAAUCAAGGUUCGAGCAAAAAGAAGACAAAGCUGCUGUUGGGCAGUCCUUCCCAAGUUGUUGAAGCCGGGUUCUCUUUGGGAGGACCAGCCACUGACAAAGAUGAGCAUGGAGCAAAUGAAGCAGGGGGAGAUUUUGAAGACAAUUCUCAGUCAGAGUCACUAAGUCGGGUUUCAAAAAGUGCUGCAGAUGAAUGGGCUUCAUCAGAAGAUGAUAAUGAAUCGGUUUUAAUCGAAAAGAAACCACAGAAGGUAAACCUAAGGAAAAUGAUUGCAUCUAAAAGGAGAGAAGCUUCUGCACUGUCUGACAGAUCCUUGAGCGGUACAGAAUCUGAGCCAGAGAGUGAGAAUAGAGUCCAGACAAUUUCAUCCCUCCCAAAGGCUUUACCAUCCAGCAAAGCUCCACAGCGCCCAGUAGAUCCCUCUCCCGCUUCCUUCCUUCCCAAAACACCCCAGAUGACUUCUACCCCUCUUCCAAGCUACGGAAAGAAAGAAGAUUCCACUGAGGAUGAGGAUGAUGAUAAUGACCAAGAGGAGGAGAGAGACGAGGAGGAGAAAGAAGAAGACGACGUCUCCGAUGAAAAUGAUCAACCUGAAGAGAGUGGAGAGUCACUUGACGCCACUUCACCUGCUCCUGAGGAAGAAGUCUCUAAAGAUAAGAAAAGAGAUUUCCUGUCCGAGCUGGGUCUAGAGAAGGGAGAGGAGGAGCAGGAUUCUUGGGACUCUGAGCCCUACUCUGAAGACCUCAGUGUGCCACAUAAAGAGAAACAAAGCUUGCAUACUCAGGAUCAAGAAGAGAUGUCCACUGUUGAAGAAGAGAUUAAAGAAAACUUGUUUUAUAUCCCCUCUUUUUUGAGAGGGGACGGAGGCAAUAGGAUGGCAGUCGUAGAGCCUCGGAGGAGUGUAGGCAGGCCAACAGGCAGCCAGGGAGAGGUUGGAAACGACAAUAAUGGUGAUGAUAAUGGAGGCGAACAUGCUGAUGAAGAUGAUACUAUACAGAAAGAAACUGAGAAGGCAAAAUGGGAACCACUUCGUGUUUUGAGCAAACUUGAAGGAGAUAACGAACGAAAGACCGACUUGAUGGAGGAGCUUGGUCUGGGUGAUGUUGAUGAUCUUGAAGCCAAAAAAGCAGAUGCAUCGGACUGGGACUCAGCCAGCACUACCAGUAAGAGAACCCUGCCCAGCCGCAGAAUGCCCUCCCCUGGACUUGAGGAGUUCCCAGAAUGCUCCUCUCCAUCUGUCAAAGAGCAGGAUGAAGUCAUUGCUCCAGCAGCCCCCCUGACACCUCAGGGGAGCAUCAACUCCAACAAGACACUGCCAAGCACACCUCCUCAACCACAGCCUCGAGCAAGGAAGAUGGUGCUUCAGAAAUCGGAGAGUGAAGAAGAAUCAGAUUGGGAACCAGACAAUGUCGCGUCCUCUUGCAAUACAGCCAAGAUUGACAAUCAAUUGCAAAACGUAGCUGAGCUUCAGGCACUACAGGUUACACCAGGUUCCCCUGAGCUCUCACCGAUGGCAAGAGACAGUAAAAGUAAUCUAGAGUCUGAAAAGCAGCAACAAAAGAGGAUAGAUGAGGCGGUAGAUACAUGCCAGUUAGAUCUGAACCCAUGUCCAUCUGGCCAUGUGGGCUCUGACGGUGGAGAAAAGGAUAAUGACUUUGAAGAUGAGCUCAGUCCUGCAGAAAGAGGUAAAGCGGGUAAUGUCCCGUGGGAGAAUCGUUACGAGAAGCUCUGGGUAGAGGUGGAGAAAAGGGAAGUCAAAUCCACUUUCAAGAAUGUUGCUGGUGAACUAAAAGAGAAGUUUGGAGAACUGCUCAAACCAAGACGUUCUACAGAAGAAGAACAGGCCACGGCUGAAUAUACUUCUGCAGAAGAAGAGUCAAGUGAUGAAGAUGAAGAAGGGGAAGUCAUUGUGCGCCCCAUGGCCAGAGCGAGGAGUACCGUCCUUCUCACUAUACCUGAGCAGAGGGAGUCUGGACUAGAAGACUCUGUGACUGAGUCAGCUGACAACUCCUUAUGCGAGAACGUGAUGCAGGUCUGCGAGCCCCUGGCUAGUGGGAGCGUCAUGUGUCCAGAGCCAGAUCUACUCACUGAUGAUGUUCUGGAGGAGUCUCUAUCACCUCAACUCGCCACAGCACAAAGAGAUAGCUGCUUAUCUCCUGUUACCACAACUUCUACUGCUAAUCAUACCGUACCCAUGUUGGAUGUAGACCAGAGCACAUUCUUAAAAGAUGAGGCCAAACUCGGGCCAUUCCACAAACCACAUCUGGACCUCAUCUGGAAGGACAACAGUGCUAAUGGUGAUGAAGCUGAGAAAAACAAUGCGAGUUCAGACAAGGAUCCUGAAGAACUCACCAAGUCUCGUCCCCCCUCACUAAGCAGAUGUUCAGCAUCUAUCCAAGGUGUUUCUGAUGAGGAGCUGGAAGAGGACAUGGAAAGAUUUAAUCUUAAGGUUGGCAGGGAGACGACAAGGACUGCUAUGCUAGUGCACAAAUUUAGUACUUCCUGGGAUACUGGUGGAAAGGCAUUGGAGGAAGUGUGUCCUGAGAAACCUGAGACCAGAGCAAGAGCUAUUUGCCAGGAACAGCAGCCUGUGGCCACCAAGAGCACCAACGGGGCACCAGUGCAAUUGCAUCUCCCACUCCAGCAGACCUACAAUAGCAACAGACAGGAGGGCCAAGCUGUAGAGGAGACCUUACAGCUGGAGCUGGUCAGAGGGGCCCAGGGCAGCAGAGCCCCUCAGACCAACACUCAUGUCAAUGGAGAUCCUCUUUCUGUGUUUGAUGAUAGCACUUUAAGUGAAGUGUCGGACGAUGAAGGAAGGUUUCCAACCAGCGGGAAACAGAAAACUGAGAACCCUGAAGUUGAGAUGGCAGAAGACUUUGAUGAACUCACUCAGUCAUCCGACACAGCUACAGAUGACAUCGACUCUCCCACUUCAGGCUAUCGUCACGCAUCCCUCCUCAUUCAGAAGCUGGACUCAGCCACUUUGGACUCGAGAAGCAUGGUGAAACUGCAGAACAUUUUCCACGAAUAUGAGCGCUCCAUCCAAAAGGCAAGGAGUCGCCAUGGGUACCUGGCAGACAAGGUGAGCCAUCUGGAGAUGGAGAGGGCGGAGUUGAAGAGCUCUUUGGAGGAAGUUAAAGAUGUUAAAUCUGCCUUGGAGCGCAACCAGCUGGAACUGCAGACUGAAGUCACAAACCUCAAAUUUCAGCUGAAACAAGAGCAGGAAAAUCGCCGCAACGCCACCAUGAUGUACAACACAACCCGAGAUAAGCUCAGGAGGAUGGAGGAGCAGCAUCAGCUGGAGGUUCAGGAGAGACAAAAGGUGGAGCUCACCCUCAGGAAUCUGGAGCUGGAGAUGAGAACACUGGUCAACAACAUUAAACAGCUCGAAGAGGACCACAAUGAGAGCCAGAGACUGCUGGCUCAGGAGCGCAGUGCUCGGACGCUGCAGGAGAAUCUGCUCAACAGCCAUCUCCGUAAGCAGCAAGAGAUAGAGGACGAGAACAAAAGAAACAUGAGCAAAAGCAAUGAGGCUUUGUCCCAGCUCACUGAAGCCAGUGACAGGGAGAGGGAGUUGCUCCAGCAGACUGCUACCUUCCAGGAGCAGCUGACCAGCCUGAGAACAGACCUCGAGCGUUCGCAGGCCAACAGCAGUCUCAAAGAGAGCCAUCUUUUGGAAGAGAACGAGGCCCUCAAGGAACAGCUGGAAGACGCUCGUCGAGAUCUCAAACUCAACAGUGAAGCCCUGACCCAAACUGUCUUCAACUGCAAUAACCAGGUGACCACGCUGAAGUCUGAGUUAGCUUUAACAACAACCCGGCUGGAAAAUGAGCGGCAGACUCGCGAAGCGCUGGAUGCAGAGGUGGAGUCCACUCGUACCCGCCUGGCUGGAGCCAUGAAGGAGGCAGAGCUUUGCCGGGCAGCUAACACAGACACCGAGAGAGCUCUGCUCUGGGAGAAAGAUGAACACCAGCGUCUUAAAGACAGAUUCGCAGCUGAAGCAGCCAAUCAACGCGAGGCAGUCAGCACCCUGUCACAGAAGCUGGCCAAGGCAGAGACUCGUGCGAACAGCAUGGAAAAUGAAGUUCAUCGGGCCACACUGCAGCUGAGAUCGAAAAGAAAAAAGGAAAAAAUCAGCCGUGCGGGUUUCCCAGCACGCCAAGAGGCCGCGCAGGAGCGACUUGCCCAAACCCAGAGUGAGUGCAUGCUACUGCGGCAACAGCUAGAGGAGGCCCAAAACAAAGGUGUUGCAAAGGAGCGUGCUGUUACAGAUGCCCAAGAGCGCUUCAGUGACAUUCUGUCCAAGCUGCACUCUGACAGCGAGGAGAGAGUGCAACUAGUGGAGGAGAGAAAUAAGGAGCUCGCCAGUAAGGCUGCUGAUCUUCGAGAUCAGAUCUACAAGUUAGAGGAAGAGAAGAGCGAAAGAGAGACCAGUGUAAGGCAGCUGCAGCAGGAGCUAGCUGACUCACUCAAGAAGCUGUCAAUGAGUGAAGCUUCUCUGGAGGUCAACACACGCUAUCGCAAUGACUUGGAAGAGGAGAAGGCUCGGCUCUUUAAAGACUUGGACAGGCUCAAAGGAAAGCUGGAGGAAAGCGAAGACCGGUAUGUGCAGGCUGAGAGACGUAUUAACAGUCUAAAGAGCUGUCUGGAUGAAAAGGAGAAGCAACUCGCCACUGCUGCUCAGAAACAGCAGGAGGUGCUGUCCGCCUUAGCAGCUUCUGAUACCACCACCAAACAGCUGGAGGAAGCUGUGCAAAGGCUCGAGAUAGAGAACGCCAGGCUGGAAGCUGCUGCAAAGCAACAGUCCAACAAAAUUGAUGCACUUCAGAAAGGGGCUCAGGAAUUUGCCAUGCUAUCUGAUCGCUCGCCUGGAGGAGGGGUCCGAGGUCAUUUGGAGGACUUGGUUACAAACCUCCAAAGCAGUAAGAUGACUUUGGAAGACCAACUGAGUCGAGAGGUCCAGAAGCAAAGCAUGCUGUCUCACACAGCCCAUGACUCCCAGGCCUUGUGGGAGGAGGAGCUGAAGAGCCGCUCUAAGUUAGGACUGCGCCUUGCAGAGCUUGAAAAGGAAAAAGGAGACCUGAGCACCCAGAUGGAAAUAGAAAAGAAGAAAGCCAAGAAAAUAGCAGAGCAGAAGAAGGCUGUGGACACCCGGCUGGAUCAAGAGAUGAAGAGAAACACAGAGCUCCAAAAAGAAAUGUACAGGUUGCGUACUGUAUUGAAGACUGCAAAGAAGAAAUUGCGGGAUCAGGACACAGGUGGAGCAGAAUUUGGCUCUCCUAUGAGCAGUCUACGGGUGGACCAAGGCAGAUACAGCCAAGCAGAGGGUGCCCUUGGACGAUUGAAAGAAAAGGUGGAUGAUCUGCAGAUGCAACUGGAAAAGGAAGGGUCCCGUCGCAGCCAGCUAGAGAAGGUGAACGGGGACCUUAAGGAUCAGCUGGCCUCCCUGAAGAGCUUGAGCCGCAGUAAUGAGCACCUGGAGAGGGGUAAGAGGCAGCUGGAGGAGGAAGUGCUGGACCUGAGACGCCGAAUGGAGGCCGCUCAGAUGGAGCAGAGCCAGGUGGAGCAGUACCGCCGUGACGCAGAGGAGCGGGCCCGUCAGGAGAUCCAACAGAAACUGGAGCAGGUCAACAUCUUCCUGCAGUCGCAGGCAGCAUCCCAGGAAGCAUUGGAUCAGAUUAAAGCGACCAAUGAGACCAACCUGCGUUCCCAGCUGGAGCAGAAGAUCCGGGAGCUGGAGGGGGAACUGGGCCGGGUCCGCACCACCCAUCAUGACAGCCUCAACCAAAGAGAAUCCACACGCACAGAGCUAGAGCGAUACCGCCAGCUCUACACAGAGGAGCUGCGCGGCCGCAAGUCCAUGGCUGCCAAACUAGAGAGGGCCAACAGUCGUCUCGCAGAAGCCAAUUCUAAGUUGCUUAACGAGCGCAGCAGGUCUCUGAUCACCAGCAGCAUCGCAAACGGUAGCCUUGGAGGGCCCUCGCUGGACCUGGGCUCUUUGGGUUCCCCAGCACACUAUGGGGCCACACUGGGGCCCCUCAACAGGAGCCUAGGCCUGGGACUCUCCCUCCUCAGCCCUGUAACUGAGGGGCAGAACAGCCGGGUGGAGGACUACCUUGCCAAGAUGCAGAGUGAGUUGGAUAGAAACAUAUCAAAGGAAUUAAACAAUGCCACAGCAGAGCUGGACUCGGCUUCAGCGCGGAUGUCACCGGUGGGCUCCGCCUCCAGGGUGGAGCUGGACCCCAUCAGCAGGGCCACGCAGCAGUACUUGGAGGUACUCAAGAAGAACAAUAUGAUCUGAACACACAUCACAGCUGCUCUCAUUCAUACGUUGUAUUUCAGCCAAUUAAAAUCCUGACUGAACCAAGGCCAAAGCCACUGCCCAGUCAUGUAACACUAAGAAUCAACUUUGUAUGUAUUUACUCUUCCUUCUUUUAUGAAAGAAAGCAAACAUAUUGCACAUUGCACUUAACCACUCAGGAGCAAGGGCAUGAUAGAUAGAUAGAUAGAUAGAUAGAUAUCUAUCUAUCUAUCUAUCUAUCUAUCUAUCUAUCUAUCUAUCUAUCUAUCUAUCUAUCUAUCUAUCUAUCUAUCUAUCUAUCUAUCUAUCUAUCUAUCUAUCUCAUUGAUGGUACAAGUAGAGAGAACUUGGGAAGUAUUUGUUCCGUCUGACAAAUUCUGUUCAAUCUGUAGCUGUUUCGUUUUCUAUUAUAUAUAUAUAUAUAUAUAUAUAUAUAUUAAAAAUCGUGGUUUGGAUUUUUAUUUGUGAGUAUUGGUGUUGCUAAAUUUGAAUUUGAUGUAUGCAUCAUUAAUCAUUUUGCCAAGAUAUUACAUUUGGUACGUGCCAUCAAAUGGUGCAAUAUCUGUCUUGGUCUUACCUUAUUAGACUCGUUGGAGUAUUGUGUUUAUAAUUAUUUUAUUUAUUCAUGAAUAUUGUUUUUUAUGAACAUGAUAAUACUUGAAUAAGACGAGCUGGAAUACUCUCUGGCUACUGAAACAGGGUGACUUCAUUUGUACAACUGUCAUUUCAGCUUUUGAUUGGCUUGCUUUUAGGACCACCAAAGAUUAAACAGACUUUUUGUGUUUGUUAGUUUUUCUUUAUUCAUAAAUACUGUAACAGAAUACAUAUAGGAAAACAUUUAUUACGCCUGUACCUUACAGAAGACUCUAAAGUUGUAAAUAAAAAAUGAAAGUAAAAACCCUGAA